Molecule: messenger RNA, 1245 nt
Organism: Talaromyces rugulosus
Lineage: Eukaryota; Fungi; Ascomycota; Eurotiomycetes; Eurotiales; Trichocomaceae
Exons: 1
Coding region: 1-1245 (414 amino acids)
Source: RefSeq, a predicted model, not a curated record
AUGCGUCCACUCAGGAACUCCUUCCCCCUCCUCGCCUUCGCGAGCUUCGGCUUCGUGCUUGUUGCAUUCACCACUUUCUACCUAUCGCGCGAGGACCGAUGGCGAGGAAUCCCACAGAAAUUGGGCCUGGGCGACUAUGUAAAGCCACCGCCAACAAAACCAUACUAUGGCGAGGACGGAUCCGCGCCGCCGUUCAAUAUCAGUGAAUUCGUCCCCGGAAUACCGAAAAAGGGCGAUGCUGAUGCGACGCAAUACUCCAAGACCCUGGUCAUCGCCAAAGUCAAGAGCGAUGAUACCCGUUGGAUUGAGGAAAAUGUGGUCGGGUGGGAUACCGCUAUUUAUGUGGUGGACGACCCGACGGCUCCCUUACACCCGCCCAUGAAUAAAGGGCAUGAGGCGAUGGUUUAUUUCUCGUAUAUCAUCGACCAUUACGAUAACCUACCGGAGAUCAUGGCGUUUAUGCACGCCCAUCGUACCGGGUGGCAUAACGAGGAGAUCCUCGAGUUUGACGCCGCCGAGAUGCUGCGUCGUCUGAGCCUGGAGCGAGUCGUGCGCCAGGGUUACAUGAACAUGCGAUGUAUGUGGUCGCCCGGCUGCCCGAGCUGGCUGCACCCCGGCCGGCUACACGAAGACCAGAAUAAAAAGGAAGAGUUCCUGUUCGCUUCCUCGUGGAGUGAGAUCUUCCCGGAUAUGCAGAUCCCGCAGACUUUGUCGCAGCCAUGCUGCGGACAAUUCGCGCUGACGCGGGAGCGCGUGCUCAGUAUUCCGCGCGAGAGAUAUGUUUAUUAUCGUGACUGGCUGAUUCGCACUGAUAUUCGCGAUACCAUGUCCGGACGCAUCUGGGAGUACCUGUGGCACUUUGUGUUCACGGCUGAGUACGAGCAUUGCCCGUCGCCUAAUACCUGUCUGUGUGACGGGUUCGGCAUCUGCUUUGACACCGAUGUCAAGAUUGACGCGUACUACCAGACCAUGUGGCGCCUUAGGGACGCCAAAGCCGAGCUGAAGAAAUUCGUUGAAGCGGACGGCGCGCUGGACGAGGAUGCGCGCAUUAGUCUGAGCUUGGAUGAAUUGCAGGACGCGGAUUUGCCUGAUGGUGAUAACAAGGGUAUUUUGCUGACAGCAGAAAUCGAGGAGAAGACCGCCGAGCUGGCAAGGCUCAAAAAGGAAGCCCUGGAGCGAGGCAACGAUCCGUAUUUCCGAGCAAAGUCGGCGGGGCGAUUCUAUAAUGAGGGCGAUGGGUUCUAA